Exophiala aquamarina CBS 119918 is the source of this 1326-nucleotide messenger RNA. RefSeq lists its product as uncharacterized. Gene Ontology annotation, molecular function: DNA-binding transcription factor activity, RNA polymerase II-specific; zinc ion binding. The record is from RefSeq and is a predicted model, not a curated record. The transcript has a single exon. Lineage: Eukaryota; Fungi; Ascomycota; Eurotiomycetes; Chaetothyriales; Herpotrichiellaceae. Gene Ontology annotation, cellular component: nucleus. Gene Ontology annotation, biological process: regulation of DNA-templated transcription. Bases 1 to 1326 code for a protein of 441 amino acids.
AUGCCAGGAACAUUUCGACAGAAAGCUUGCAUCGCUUGUGCAGCUUCCAAGCGCCGAUGUGAUAAACAGCUUCCGGAGUGUCGACGUUGCUCAGACCGAGAUGAGGAUUGUGUCUAUCCACAGCGCAAAAGACGCGUGAGACCUUCUAGCGCACCCGACAAUGGACGGGAGAAUUUGCUGUCUCCGGAUAACAAUGAUGAAAGACGACUUGCACGAGAUAACAGUGUGCAGGCUUUGUCGGGCGUCGGCUUGGACUAUGGCUUGUGGGAACCGGUUGCUUCAAACAACACAAAUGUGUCUGUACCUGAGAGUGUAACUGAAUAUCCUCAAAUCUCACCACCAGAUUCCACUGUUCUACCAGUCGGUGCCAAUCUCAGACCCAGCUGCACGCCGCUCAACGUUGUACUUCCUUGGUUCCUCCAAGAAGAGACGUGGGCCAUGCAGCGUGUUAGCCACGAACAAGACCGCGUGGCCGAUAUUGACUUGCAAUCUUUCAUAGAUGUCGUGGAAGGAAUGCUAAAGUCCUGGGUAGAAAAUGGGUAUAAUGGCUUCAUUCACCGGCGACUAUAUCAAAGUGUAAUGCCGACCUGUGUUCAAGACGCCUUCACGACAUACACUGCUUAUAUCAAAUGCACUCCAGCAGUGAAGGAGACCAUCCUGCAGAUUACCGACGAACGCUUAUCCACAAUUGUUCACCAGUACCCGCCGAAUACAGGCGACACGCAGGGCAUACUGAACCAUCUGGCUCGAGUCCAGGCCCUAUUUAUCUACGAAUUCAUUGGCUUGUUUGGUGGCUCCCCACGCUUGCGGAUUUCGGCAGAGCAACAACUUCCAACCCUACGGAGCUGGACAGCCCAGAUGUGGGAAACAGUAAGACGAUACAAAGGCGACGAUGCCACUAUGUACCACCAAGGACUUCAGUGGACGGAGAACGACUUCGACAUCGAGUACAAGGCGUCCUCAGAACUAUGGAAGGUCUGGCUCUUGACUGAGAGUGUGCGCCGCACUCAGAUUAUCAUUAACGCCGUCUCCAAUUCAUACGAAACCAUGACCAGAGGCUGGGCUGAGUGUACUGGUGCCGUAAUGAUUACUGCACGCCGCGGCCUGUGGGAGGCCGAGUCGGCCGUACAAUGGUCCAAACUCUCUAGUAAAAAAUCACCACUGCUUGUCCCAUCCGUACAACCUGGCAUUUUGAUUUCUCAAUAUGCAGCGGAAGAGUUUGAUGAUUUCGUGAAAAUAUUCUGGACCUUAAUACUUGGCCCAGAUAAAGUUCAAUGUUGGGUGGACAAAAGUAACCACUCAAGCAGCAAAUUGCAGGCUGCCUAG